CUUUGAAUGGCUGCUUGGAAUAGCAGGCUCUUUAUUGUGUGUGUCUGCAUGUGUUUGUGUGUGUGCAUGCAUGUUUGAGUGCAGCAAUGCCAAUAACUUUGAAGUGAUGCAAGGCUUCCCCAGUCUGUACAAUUUUCAUCCUCUAGGAACGAGGACCUGCCUAGCUGCGAGCUCUGCCUGCAGAUAGCUGGAGUGUUUGAAUUGAAUUAGCACUGUAGUGAUUUUAUGAAUGAAGCAAAAUGCAGGUUCGGUGCAGGAGCAGAGCAGGCAGCUGCGGUGCGGGAGCUCUCUCUAGCAGGAGCUGUCACACAGGGACCCGCGCUGAUGAGCACAGACAUGACACAGACCUGCUACAAGUGCCCGGAGCACAAAGUAAGGCAGCUGCAAGGAGCCAGCACCUGGGCCAUGGAAACAUGCUCCUGAAAACAAGCUAGCACAAAUCCAACCGAGCCCAAGAGCUGCGUGUCACCGGAGCUGGGCUUAGCUGGAGCAUCCCGUGCAGAGCCCUUCCCUUCCAACCAAGCCUGCUGGUGACUGUGUGGCAGAGGAGCAGGCAGAGCCCCCGAGCAUCUGCAUCUCCUCCACGCAUUGAUGCUUGUGCUGCCAGCACAGCUUGUACGGGAGCACGCAUGAGGCAGACGAUGAGGGAGCCAGCCGGUGCGUGGAUGGGCUGGCUGCACAUGCCCAAAGCCAAGCAGGAGGGAUCGCAGAGCACGGCGGGGAGAAGGCAGAUUUGGGUUUGCAAGGUCCAGAAAAGCUGAGUGAAGCUGAUGGAGAUCGGCUGAGAGAAGCAACCUCCCAAAGAACUGACCACUGCCGGACCACGCUUCACCUCUCCCCCUCAGCUGUCUGUACCCAAGGGACAUGGGGGGGGAGAUGGGCUCCGUGUAGUGUUUCUGCCUUUUUUGCACCCCUAUCCCAACUGUUAAGGAAGAAGAAAUCUGUCUGUGCUAGGUUACCCUCUUUUCUGCAGACUUUCUGCAUGACAUCUCCACAGCACCUGUCACCUGGUAAUGGGAAGAAGAGAAAAUGGGGGCAAGUCAUCAAGAAGAUGAACAUUGCCCAUCCUCUAGCGCGACAGUGGCCACCAGCAGAGUCUCUGACCCAAGGACAGCUGGAGCAGGACACGGUGCUGCCAUCCUGCCAAGCAAGCAAGCGGGAUGAAGAGGGCAAUGGAGUCAUUGGGUGUGGAGGCAAAAGGACACCAAAUUUACUGGGAAAAGCUGCAAAACUUCACAGUUCCCGUGAUAAAACCAACCCAAUCUGCCCCAUUGAAGAGGCAGAGUGAUGUCUUUGCCUGCGGAGCCCUGCAAGGACAAGGCAGUCCAACACCUGCUCUCACAGCGUUUUCUAAAUGAAUAGACAACCUGAGCUGCGUAAAAUAUGUACUGCAAACAUUUCUGUGUGCAGUGACCUUUACGUUGGUACAGGCUUCUUGUUAUGCCUUAAAAUCCUGGUGUUUUACGUACUUUUUCGUGUGUUUUUCUGAAGCAGGUUUGCUUGCCAGGUUUUUCCCUUUGCCUACACCCCAAGCCAGCACAAACUCAAAGCAACAGUCAUGAUUUAUACAGCACUGGGCUUAAGCUAACCAAAAGCUCCCAUGUACAAAGAGCAACUACCUGCCUAAAGCGCCGCAGAGUGAUCUCUCAGCCCGCUGCAUAAGACACAUUCGCAGACAGGACUGUCUGAAAUAGAUAUCUCAGCAUGGGCACACAAACAUCUGUGGGCUCACACUUGACAGAGCACAUGAAAAGAACCAUGUUUACACAUACCUAGAGCUCACAGCGCAACCUACAGCUUGUGCUACAUACCGAAAAUGCCUUUUUCCUCCAUCACUUGACAAUUGGAAACUGCAGGUCACGAUAUAGCAGGAGCUUCUCAUUCAAGGAAAGCUGUUCAGGGAAAGCACUGCAGAAAUGCUGGACUUUGUCAUCUAUUUCCUGUGAUACAUUCCCUUUAGCUGCAAAUGUGGAGGAUGCAGAUCUUCCUCGGAUGAGACCCCACUGAGCAAUGGUUCACCAUUUCCCAGCAGUCACGUUUCUCAGAACAGGAAAAACAGCUCUCCAAAAACCUGUGGCAUGAGCAAAGCCUCUGACAUUCAAAGGCCAGGAGGAUGUCCCUAACCGAUGAGCUGGAGAGCCACUUCUCUGCAACCCCCUACAUGGUGACGGACACCAGUGAGAGCAGCCUGUUCAGAAUCAGACCCAAUGCCUCCACGAACACCACCGGGGCCAGCAUGGCAGCCGCCGGUUCCAUGGAGGACAUGAUCGCCAUCUGCACCAUUGGGACCAUCCUCUCCCUGAUGUGCGUGAUUGGGGUGACUGGCAACGUCUACACCUUGCUGGUGAUGUGCCACUACCUGCGAUCAUCUGCCUCCAUGUAUAUUUACAUCAUCAACCUCGCUCUGGCAGACCUCCUCUACCUUCUCACCAUCCCCUUCAUCGUUGGGACCUACUUCAUCCAGAAAUGGUACUUUGGGGACGUUGGCUGUCGCAUCCUGUUCAGUCUGGACUUCCUCACCAUGCACGCCAGCAUCUUCACCCUUACAGUCAUGAGCACAGAGCGCUACUUUGCUGUGCUGAAGCCCCUGGACACAGUGAAGAGGUCCAAGAGCUACCGAAAGGCCAUUGCUGUUGUCAUCUGGCUGGUAUCGCUGCUGCUCACUCUCCCAAUGCUCAUCAUGAUCCAGUUGGUGCAAAGGGACAACAAAAGCAUCUGCCUGCCCACCUGGAGCAAGCUGUCCUACAAAGUCUAUCUCACCAUCCUCUUUGGCACCAGCAUCGUGGGCCCAGGGGUAAUCAUUGGCUACCUCUACAUCCGACUAGCUAAGAUUUACUGGGUGUCGCAAACAGCAUCCUUCAAGCAGACCAAGCGGCUGCCGAACCAAAAGGUGCUCUAUUUAAUCUUCACAAUCGUGCUGGUGUUCUGGGCUUGCUUCUUGCCUUUCUGGAUAUGGCAGCUCCUCUUCCAGUAUUAUGAAUCCUUCCCUUUAUCUCCCAAGGUGAUGAAGAACAUUAAUUACCUGACAACCUGCCUGACCUACAGCAACAGCUGUAUCAACCCCUUCCUCUACACCCUGCUCACCAAAAACUACCGGGAGUACCUGAAGAACAGACAGCGGACCCUCAGCAGCAGCAGUGGGUACUUCCAAAGAAGGAAUCGGUUUCAGAGAAUUUCGGGGAGAUCCCUGUCCACAAGCAGCCAGCACUGCACAGAGACAUACGUUCUUGCUCAUGCUCCUUUGGGAAACAGCAGUGCCUGAAGGUAAAAUGCAUCUCGAAGAACAAUCAAUAUUGACUUCAAUGUUGCUUUGAUUUAAAGUGUACAUUGUAAAGGCAAAGCCUUAGCAGCUCCAUAAUGUGCACACAUUUAGUCCAGAGGCUGUGCCGUUUGUCUGUUCUCAUUUUCUCCAGCGCCACUGAUUUGAAGCUCGCAAAUAGCCUUUCGCUUUUCAUCUUUAUAUUUUAUAGUGUGUGUCUCCUCAAGUAGCUAUCAAUAAUGAAAACCUAUUAUAGGGCCAUGUUUUUUAAUAGUAUCAGCUGUCUCACAGAGUUUAAAAUUAUGUUAUCCCGUGAAUGGCUGUAGUUCGUUCUUUUUAAAGCAGUAAUGCUAGAUUAGUACUUGUAUGAGAACUGAAAACAAUGAAAUAAAGACAAAGCAGCUGAUGGUUGUG
Molecule: messenger RNA, 3673 nt
Organism: Cygnus olor (mute swan)
Lineage: Eukaryota; Metazoa; Chordata; Aves; Anseriformes; Anatidae
Product: urotensin-2 receptor-like
Exons: 2
Coding region: 2114-3262 (382 amino acids)
Biological process (GO): neuropeptide signaling pathway; blood vessel diameter maintenance; regulation of blood pressure
Cellular component (GO): membrane
Molecular function (GO): urotensin II receptor activity
Source: RefSeq, a predicted model, not a curated record